ACAGUUGGGAAGCAUCAACUAAUUAAAAAUGUUGAAGUUUCUAGUCAUAGUUGCUCUUGCUAGUUAUACAUUUCAAUCUGGAGAACUAAAUCUGGACAACACGACACCAAUAUUACAAAAUUCUAAAGAUCACAAUGAAUCAAUUAUUAGUACUAAAACACUUGCACAAAUUGAAUCAUAUAUAAUAACUGAAUCAUCCACAAUAGCUGAACCAUCCAAAAUCCCAGGAAUGUUUUUGAAAAAUUAUAAACAGCCUGAUUUAGACAACAAAAAUGAUGAACUUAUAUCAUUGGUGGUAGAACAGAUAAACUACGUUUUGAAUAAUCUGGAAAGAAUUCAUGUUGGAAAUGAGAAUUUACUAAAAUAUCUUACAACAAACAACCAGGAGGAAUUUUGUCAUCUAAUGCAACCUAUUUGUUGUACGCACAAUGAAACCAUUUCAAGUUUGAGGGAUUAUUCUUGGAUCACAGAAUUCACAACACGUCCUAACCAAAAUAAACAGUGGCGUCCUGACCGUCCUGACGGUCCUGACAGUACUCAGUUCCCUACCCAACCUCCCCGUACUACAAGCAUCACAACGAUCGCAACUAAACAAACAACUAAACCAACAAGUAAACCAACAACUAAACCAACAACUACAACCGAACAAACAACCACAAUCAAAUCUACGCAGUCCAAGUCGAGUACCAUUGAAUUUCAAAAAAGCCUUUUGGUAUUUCCAAUACUUUUAGUUAACAUUUGUCAAAUUUUGUUUUGGAGUUAAAAUAAACUAUAUAAAUGCGAUGUGUAAAA
Messenger RNA from Phlebotomus papatasi, 792 nucleotides. RefSeq names its product G8 domain-containing protein DDB_G0286311-like. Lineage: Eukaryota; Metazoa; Arthropoda; Insecta; Diptera; Psychodidae. The transcript has 3 exons. The record is from RefSeq and is a predicted model, not a curated record. The coding region runs from base 29 to 763 and encodes 244 amino acids.